Molecule: messenger RNA, 2253 nt
Organism: Syzygium oleosum
Lineage: Eukaryota; Viridiplantae; Streptophyta; Magnoliopsida; Myrtales; Myrtaceae
Product: probable protein phosphatase 2C 12
Exons: 9
Coding region: 362-1657 (431 amino acids)
Biological process (GO): protein dephosphorylation
Molecular function (GO): protein serine/threonine phosphatase activity
Source: RefSeq, a predicted model, not a curated record
ACGGUCGACGCGCGCCGUCGUGCGAAUCGUCGUCGCCGCCGCGGUUUCCCGUCGGCCGUCCGCGCUUUGAUCGUCGAAUCGGGAGAGUCGCGCGUGGUUUCGUCGGGCAUUGGUGUUUCGAGAUCUCGGGGAUGGCGUUCUCGGGAAAUGCCGGGGUCGUUUCGUCAAUCUGAUAGAUCGGCGGCGAGUCGCGCGUGCUAGCUGUUUGAUCGUGUUUGUCUUGUUGUUGGUGUUGUAGGAGCUGCUCGUGGGCGGAGAACAACGGAAUUUUGAGGAGGCCGGUGGAUGUUACCGGGCCCCCCGACCGACCGACCGACCGACCUGACCGUGUGAGAAUUUUCGGGAGGAGAGACGGAGGACGAUGUCCGCCAGGAGUGAACAUCAGACGGUGCCACUCUCAGUGCUGCUCAAGCGCGAAUUGGCCAACGAGAAGAUCGAUAGGCCGGAGAUUGUGCACGGGCAGGCUAGCCAGAGCAAGAAAGGGGAGGACUACACGCUGCUCAAGACCGAGUGCCAAAGAAUUGUUGGAGAUGGGGUCACUACCUAUUCUGUUUUCGGCCUAUUUGAUGGACAUAAUGGGUCUGCCGCUGCUGUCUAUUCGAAGGAAAAUCUCCUCAAUAAUGUUUUAGCAGCGAUGCCAUCAGAUCUUAAUAGAGAUGAAUGGGUAACUGCACUGCCGAGAGCCCUUGUGGCAGGCUUUGUCAAGACAGAUAAAGACUUGCAAGAGAAAGCACAAACUUCAGGAACUACUGUCACCUUUUUAAUAAUUGAAGGGUGGGUUAUAACCGUUGCCUCUGUUGGUGAUUCUCGCUGUAUACUUGAAUCCGCUGAAGGAACUAUCUACUAUUUAUCAGCAGACCAUCGGCUUGAGUGCAACGAAGAGGAGAGGAUUCGCAUUACUGCAAGUGGAGGUGAAGUGGGUCGGCUUAACACUGGAGGUGGUGCUGAGAUUGGUCCUUUGAGAUGUUGGCCUGGUGGCUUGUGUCUUUCCCGAUCUAUAGGAGAUAUGGAUGUGGGCGAGUUCAUUGUUCCUGUUCCUUAUGUAAAGCAAGUGAAGCUAUCUACUGCUGGAGGUAGGAUAAUUAUUUCCAGUGACGGUGUUUGGGAUGCUUUAAGUGCAGAGGCAGCACUUGAUUGUUGUCGUGGGAUGCCACCAGAUGCUGCCGCUGCGCAGAUUGUCAAAGAAUCUUUACAUGAAAAAGGACUUCGAGAUGAUACAACAUGCAUUGUUAUCGAUAUAUUACCACAAGAGAAACCAAUGGCUCCUUUGCCACCACCGAAGAAGCCAGGAAAAGGAGUAUUCAAGUCUAUGUUUCGUAAAAAGUCAUCCGAAUCAUCUUCUCAGAUUGAUCAAGAAUAUAUUGAGCCAGAUGUAGUGGAGGAGUUAUAUGAGGACGGAUCCGCAAUGCUCUCAGAAAGGCUAGAUACAAAAUACCCCCUAUGCAACAUGUUUAGGCUAUUCAUGUGUGCUGUAUGUCAAGUAGAGCUAAAGCCAGGAGAGGGUAUAUCCAUACAUGCUGGUUCAUCAAAUCCAGGAAAACUGAGACCAUGGGAUGGACCUUUUCUUUGCUUGAGUUGCCAAGAGAAAAAAGAAGCCAUGGAAGGGAGAAGACCAUUUGGAGAUGGGUCAUCUAGACAUAGUAGCGGAAGUGAUUAGCGAGCCCCUUUGACUAUGCGAGUGACUGACAGAUGUCCGAAAGUAUAUGCUAAAUGGGAGAUGAGCUAACUUCCUUCAGUAUCACUUUGAGCGUUCACCUGGUGAAUUUUGAAUUUUACUUCCGAGCUCAUUGGGAGCUCAGUGUAAGGUUCCAAGGACCAAAUCAGAAGACCAAGAGUGUUGAUAGUUUCUUGAAUAUCCAGUUUCUGACUUCAAAACCAAGGGACGAACGAUACCAGCCUCUUUGCACAGUAUGUGGACAGCUGUCAUAAGUUUGGCUGUCCUAAUGACAUGUCAGAGGUAAUUAAUUUUUUGAUUUUGAAUUCAUUCUGCUGUACACGGUUUCUUCCAAUUGUAGAGCUAACAUUCAAGUUUACCCAUCUCCACUGUAAUAUCAACGUAAAGGGGGCUUGAUGAGGGUUCAUAUGCCCAGUCGGCUUCCUGAAUGAUUGGUGUUUUGUUCUUCUUUGAGAAGUAGGGAAGUCAGUUUGUGGAAUAGAUAUGGGGGGAAUUGAUAUUUCCCAGCAAGAGGCGCUUCUGUAUGUACUUUGUUGGGUAGUGACAUUUUUUCAUUGAAUAGAAAUCAGGCUGUUGAA